Aspergillus homomorphus CBS 101889 is the source of this 480-nucleotide messenger RNA. RefSeq lists its product as uncharacterized. NCBI's taxonomy places the organism in Eukaryota, Fungi, Ascomycota, Eurotiomycetes, Eurotiales, Aspergillaceae. The coding region runs from base 1 to 480 and encodes 159 amino acids. The transcript has 3 exons. The record is from RefSeq and is a predicted model, not a curated record.
AUGUCCACUACAGCUAGCCACGAAUCCCCAAGCCUCACACCGGCCGUGAGCGGCGUCCCGAAUGUUUCCGUUGAUGUCGCUCAGCUGAGCUGGCAAAAGGUCGGCAUAAUUGCCGUUAUUGUUCUGGUGGCCGUUCUGGCCAUCACAGCGAUCGUGUUCCUUGCGAUUUGCGCUCACUGGUGCCGGGCGAAGAUCCGGCAGCGAUUCGGCCCCCCGAUCGCUACAUACACACCUACCAAUGCGCACGAAGCCAUGGAACUCCAGGAUUUCUACUCUCGUGGGGCGAGGUUGUCUCCAGGUCGCGCGGAACAGGAGCAGACGGGGGGUGCCGGGGGUGGCGGAGAUGAUGGUCUUGCUGGUGCGGGCGGUGGCUCUGGCGGUGGUGGUGCUGCUGCUGGCGGUGGCGGUGGUCAAGGGGAGCGCCGCUCUUUGACAAGGCUCGGCCAUCUCAAGGGAGUUUUCUUCGGGCCCAAGGGAUGA